Pundamilia nyererei is the source of this 3165-nucleotide messenger RNA. Its product is annotated as transcriptional coactivator YAP1-like. Gene Ontology annotation, biological process: positive regulation of transcription by RNA polymerase II; hippo signaling. Bases 721 to 1881 code for a protein of 386 amino acids. The transcript is spliced from 9 exons. Gene Ontology annotation, cellular component: nucleus; cytoplasm. Gene Ontology annotation, molecular function: protein binding; transcription coactivator activity. Lineage: Eukaryota; Metazoa; Chordata; Actinopteri; Cichliformes; Cichlidae. The record is from RefSeq and is a predicted model, not a curated record.
GCUCCGGCUGGCUUGGCCUCAUCAGGGGCGGAUGUUUUCUCAGUACAACUUCCCAAUUUCCCCACCCAACCCCCAAACCAGACGAGACCCAGGCCCGGACUCAAGAAGUGAUCCCCCACCCACCUAUCCCCUGAAAGUAUAUUAUUGCGCUUGUCUCUUUCCCACCUCCCUCCUUAUCCGCAUUUGGCGCUGUGCUACUUUCAUCAGCUGCACUGGAAAACCGCACAAACUGGAAUCAAAAAUCUAGGCAGAAAGUAGAAUGACGCUCAUUUCCGUCCAUUGUAAGGGCUGAAAGUGACUCACAUGAUCCAAGUGGAGGUGUUAAAAACACUCAAAGUCGAUUUUUGUUCCUUCUUAUUGAUAGUUCACACGUCUGUCCUAGGAGUGAAGUAUUUCCCCUGCAACUGCGGCAGCUUUAAAGCCUGCAACCCCGCCCCUUCGCACUAUCACGGGAAUCUAGACUGAAAGCUGGAUGUGAAAAAAAAAAAGUUUGGAGGUCUCGCAGAAACCACUCUUCUCCUACCAGCUUCCAUUUAUGCGUUUAUUCUUUUACUUUGGGAGGUUUUCGGCUGAGACUUUGCGUCAAACCCGGGUGUCUUCCUGACUGUUUUCCCGGCUGAGAUUUCUCCGACUUAUUUUUUUCCUCUGCAGGAAUACAGAGAGAGGGGGGAAACGGUCUGGCUGCUUAAAGAUUUGUUUCGACAGUAAACUUUUGGCGACAUGGACGCGCACCGUGGCGCGCCUCCGGCCGGGCAGCAGAUCGUGCACGUCCGCGGGGACUCGCAGACGGAGCUGGAGGCCCUCUUCACGGCGGUGAUGAACCCCAACGCGGCCAAACAGCCUUCAUCUCUCCCCAUGAGGAUGAGAAAGCUGCCGGACUCCUUCUUCAGACAGCCGGAUCCCCGGGGCCACUCCAGACAAGCCAGUUCAGAUGGAGGUGUGUGCGGCUCCCAGGCUCCUCAUCACGUCCGCGCCCAUUCCUCCCCUGCUUCCCUUCCUGUCAACUCCCUCUCCACUCAAGCAGCAGAUGUAGCAGCAACACCAAUCAUACCCGAUGACAUGCCACUCCCCCGAGGUUGGGAAAUGGCCAAAACACCGACUGGCCAGCGUUACUUCCUCAAUCACCUGGAUAAGACAACCACUUGGCAUGACCCUCGCCUGGCACAGCUUCAGUCAGCUGCGGCUCAGCAUCCCAUCUCUGGCCCUCCGGUCCAUGCCCACUCCCUCAGCAACCCAGCACCUACAACGCAACCACAAAACAUCAACCCAGAGAAAGGUCCACUGCCUGAAGGCUGGGAGCAGGCUGUGACUGCAGAUGGAGAGAUGUACUACAUCGAUCACAUAAAUAAGAACACCACAUGGGUCGACCCGCGUCUAGCUCAGAAGAUGAACCCAAGCAUCCUUGGCAUGGCAAUGCAGCAAAGUCAGGAAAAGGACAGGCUCCGAUGCAAGCAAGGCAUCCCUCAGCAAAUCGCACCACAGGAUGUAGGAGGAAGGAGCCAGAUGCCCGGUGGGAUGGACCACGACAGGAGCGCACAGACACUCGUCCCGUCUCUGGAUGUCAGGAUCAGAGCAUCGAACCACGAACCUACACUUAAUGGCGCUCACUCUCGCAAUGAGAGCACUGACAGCGGUCUGAGCGUCAGCAGCCUACCCCGCACGACGGACCACAUGCUGAGCUCUGUGGAGCACAUGGACACUGGUGACUCGGAGCCCCCCUCGAUGGCCUUGCAGGACUCGAUGCCCGUGCUCCCAAUGUCCGAGGGCGAGGAACUGAUGCCCUGUAUCCCAGAGGGUCUGAGUUCAGACCUGCUGAUGGACAUGGAGACCGUUCUAUCCGGCUCGCACAUGGACAGAGACAGCCUGCUCACCUGGCUAUAGACACGACCAGCCACUGGUCCAAAUGUAAUUUGGCAUCAAAUUUCCAUAACGUGACUGAGAAUUCUGGUGGAUUUUUGGCUCCAAAGGUGGUACCGAACAACAUUACAGAGAGAAUAUGCUACCGUUGUGUGAUGGAUAACCUAACACUACUCACAUCCUGAGGAAGAAGGUGGUAAGCUGCUGGUAUUUUACUCUUUUUGGCCCUGGUUUUAAAGAGAAGCACGACAGAACAUCCAUGUUUUCAUUUUUCUAAUAACACUCCAUUCUUUUUAGUCUUUACUUGGUAGCUGGUUUGGAACAAACUUUUAAAGUGCCCCGUUAUACUCAUUUACAGGUUCAGAAUUUUAUUUUAAAUGUUUACUAGAAAAAUCUAUAAAUGAUUUUUUUAAUGCUGGUUUUCUCAAACUGUACAUUUAAAAAUGCCUUGUCAUUUACACUCCUGUCUCUUUAAGAUGGUCACUAAAAGGCUGCUCUGUUUGGUUGGUUGAAAUGACAAAAGCAAGGAAACACUGAAGAGGUUAUGAAGUUAACAGGUUUUUAACAGUCUAAGAGGCGUUGGGUGCAAGCAGAAAGCAUUAUUCACAUUAGGAUUAAAUUCAAUAGUUGAUUAUUUUCUCUCACAGAGAGCAUUUUGCAUGUAAUUAAGGCUAAAAUCACAGCACUCCUAUAGUUUUUAACGUAUGUCAAUGAUGUUUCUGUCUGGUCGAGGAACUCUAACGUUAGGUACAUUUAUAAUUACCAACUCUGUUGGUGAUACAAGGGUGGCCUGCAUCUGGAUUUAACUAGUUCCUCGUGCUUGCUUUUGGGCUCUGCAAAACUGCCAAGUGGGUAAUAUGUGUUACAUAGUGAGUUAGAUGAGUAACGGAGGAAAAGCCUGAACUGCUUAGAAAGCCCCUCAAACUGUUUAGCAAUAUCAUGAAGUCCAGUACAUGGUGUGGCAUGCAAAAAUUAAUUGUAAAACACUUUAACCAAAAGGUGGCAGUGUUUUACAAUAAAAUGUUAGUGUAGUUGUCCACGCAACAAAAUGGAAGUUUGUUUCUGCCACUUGAAAGAAAGAUCUGCAAAUUCUUUCUAAGUUGAAAUUUAUCUCAAAAUUUAGAUUUUAAAAUUUUUUAAGUUCCAAGUUAAGGUAAAAGUUUGAGAUAAUUACAAUUUUUAGGAAGUAUGUUUAAUUAUCACCUACAAAAAAAACAAACAAACCCAAAACUGUGCCAUUAACAAGCUUUCUUACACCCAGAAAUGCAUUAUUUUAUGUGUUUUUCAAAAUAUUUUGUGUUACUAUCC